GCGCAAGACUCGGAUCCAGGUCCAGUUGAAGCGUGGCAAUGGACACACCUCAGACUCGGUCCCCUGGACGGUGUGGGAUGCCCGCGCAUGCGCGACCUCCGCAAAAGGGGUUAUGUCAUGUGGGACCAUUCGCGACUUGUAAACUGGGGGUUUUUCAGGUUUCAAUGGCAUCCAGCACCCAGAGAAGACUCGGACAGCAACGACGACGGCAGGGACGCUUUCAGAGAAGCGGUGAUGAUGAUCCUGUCCUGGCAACGAAGAAGGGUGCUCUAUGACCGAGGAGCAAGAGGAUGGUGGAGCGAAGACGACGAGAGCAAGCUUGUCUGGGACGAGUCAGCAGAAGUGAUAUUGAAUUAG
Molecule: messenger RNA, 357 nt
Organism: Rasamsonia emersonii CBS 393.64
Lineage: Eukaryota; Fungi; Ascomycota; Eurotiomycetes; Eurotiales; Trichocomaceae
Exons: 1
Source: RefSeq, a predicted model, not a curated record